Aspergillus nomiae NRRL 13137 is the source of this 594-nucleotide messenger RNA. RefSeq names its product putative glutamine-serine rich protein MS8. The record is from RefSeq and is a predicted model, not a curated record. The transcript has 3 exons. The coding region runs from base 1 to 594 and encodes 197 amino acids. NCBI's taxonomy places the organism in Eukaryota, Fungi, Ascomycota, Eurotiomycetes, Eurotiales, Aspergillaceae.
AUGUCUGACCAGUACGGUGGCCACCAAUACAAUCAGUACGGGGCACCGCCACAUGGCGAUAACCAGUAUGGUGCAUAUGGAGGCCAGCCAGGUAACUACCCUGCACAAAACCAAUAUGGGCAGCCUCCGCAGCAAGGCUACUAUCAAUCUACACCUGCGUACGAUCAGCAACCUCACCCCCAAUAUCCAUCGUACGGCCAGCAGCAGAAUUAUCCCCCACCCUACGGUGCCGGCCCCCAGCAAGGAGGUUAUCCUGGCGAUUAUAGCCACGGACAAGGCUCGUAUAUGAACCCACCGCAAGCCGGUGGCCACUCCCCCUACCCCCAGCAGCAAUCUCGCCAGGGUGAGAGUGCUUCAUAUUACGGCGAUAGCUCGCAGUCGGGUUACGCAUCUCACGCAGGACACGCCCCUGGCCCGGCGGGACAGGAAGGGGAGAGAGGGCUUGGUUCGUCGAUUCUUGGCGCUGCCGGGGGUGGUUUCGUUGGCCAUAAGCUUGGGGGCGGACUACUAGGUACGGCAGGAGGUGCAUUGGUUGGAGCUGCAGGCGCGAAUCUAGUCAGCAAAGCGUACUCACAAGAAGCACAAGAAAGAUAA